Amoebophrya sp. A25 is the source of this 191-nucleotide messenger RNA. The record is from the annotation of a GenBank genome assembly. Lineage: Eukaryota; Dinophyceae; Syndiniales; Amoebophryaceae.
CUUUUCGGCGAACAUCACCCUGAGGAGGAGGAAAAUUCAAAGUCGGCAAAGGAUGCUGAGAGCGAGGAGGAGGGGCAAGGUGAAGAUGCUGCAAUGACGAUGGAGGCGGAGGGAAACCGCGAGAGUGAUAAUUUUGUCUCGGAUCCGUUUGCCGAAGAAGUGAAAAUAUUCAUAGACGAGCGCUAUGCUUA